This is a messenger RNA of Spirometra erinaceieuropaei, 9648 nucleotides long. Lineage: Eukaryota; Metazoa; Platyhelminthes; Cestoda; Diphyllobothriidea; Diphyllobothriidae. The record is from the annotation of a GenBank genome assembly.
AUGAACGAGUUUUUCGAUCCGAUCUUCGAUCCCGUUGAGCAAGCAAUGGGCUUUCCUUGUAUUCGCCCUUUUGCCUUUGAUUUGUUAGACUCAUUUCCUUCAGAACGUCGACAAAGCCCACGGGAGGAGAUGAUACGUUCAGAGGCCGUAAGUAUUGUAUAUGAACCAAGUGAUUGCCUCCCCUUCUCCUUAUCCGUCUCGUUCAGUCCUGUGGAUAUUCUAGGUCACGCAGUUGAACGAUUUCAGUUAUUAAAAUGAAUCCGGACUUGACCUCGUGUCGCUGUGUGGUCAGCUGUGGAAAAUUAGUUUUCAAAGUUCAGUACUUAAUCCCAUGUAUGCACUCCCCCUGCACUUUAAAAAGUCCAGGUAGAUCAUAGCUGUUCGGCUCCUGCACUCUACUCAGAUCGGUGCUUUUAAAUCCCGUCCGCUCUCACUGCCAUCCCUUUCAGUCCAACAGACACUAGCGUUUAGCUCAGGAUCCCCGACAUUAAAAAUCAUCGCAAUAAGCAUUGCUUUUAUCUUUAAAUUAACUUGUCACUAAGUGUUGGACAGGCCUUUUUGUCUGUGGAGAAUCGCAUUUCUUUUCGCACCCAAUCAGACUAGAUACCGGAAAACCCGUAAUUCUCUACCAGACGUACAUGCAAAGUGCAUUUUUUGUCAAAUUUCGGAAGACUAUUUAAUGUAUUAAAGCGUCGGAAGCAGACGGAGGACGUCAUGCGAAAGUGCCAGUUUUUCUGUUUGAAUAGGUCCUAAGUGGGAAGUAGCUUACUACCGCGCAUAAUUCGAUGUGGUAUUAUAUUCCUUACCAAUUGCUGUUUCGAUCUCGUUUAGAUCGCCUUUUCUUCCCAAAGACACAUUUAUGUGUAUCAGCUAAAAUAUCUUCAGUUGCGGUGCCUGCGAUGGACGACAUGUCAAAAUUGUGUAUGCCCCAGUCUAUGCCAACCGUCAUUACCCGUAGUGCUGACAUGACCGGAUCUAUAGUCUGCUACGCGGCCGAACCUUUGUGGCUUGUAAUGCCAAUAUAGUUCACCACCGAAUUUUAGGCCUUCUCAGCCACACGGAACUCAUGGUGGUUGUAGUCUUGUAGCGGGCAGCCAUCGUGGCCGGUCUGACGUAAUUUUUCAAGACCUCGCCGCCUCAAGAUCACUCACCCUUUGCAGUGGGCCGUUCCAGACGCUCUGACCUGAAGUCACGCGACCGACAGCUCGGACAUACCUGUGUCCGCACAGCCGCAGCUGCCCAUGAGGCCUCUUCAACGCACUGCCCCCUGCAACUACAAACUAAGCCACUGAAACACCACCCCUCGGCAAAUUCAACACACGCUGAUUGGACACUACUUGAGCUUGACUCACGAACCUACAAAAGCGGCUGCCACCACUGUCCCAGGGACUCUCAGGCAUGACUGGACGCAGCCAACACCAACUCUGGCUUUGCCGGAGGCCACUGCUGCCUGAGAGGACAAUCCGGGUUAUGUAUACAUUAAACGCCUCAUACUGCUGCCUUCUGUCUUUUCCUUGCAAUCUGCGAUUUGACCUGGUGGUAGUAGCGCACAGACUUCACACUCACACCGCUUGGUCUGACCAGUCUUUCGGACAAUAGACACCAGAAAACGGCAAAAAAAGAAUAUAAUCUGCAAAAUGUCAUGACCGGUGUUUGUUUCAACCUGCGCAAACUAAUUACCAACCUUAGUAUCCACGACCGUCACUGGUCGAACUACGCAUACUUAUAGUACUUAUGGCUCUCAAGAUUUUCUGCUUCGCGGGCAACAUUCAGACCUUAUACGGGCUACUGCGGCUUCGACAGUUUCCUCGCCUGCACAACGGCAAGAAGUUGGUUGGUUGGUUUUGUUCAUUAAUUUUUAUGGUCCUUGUCGCGCCCAACCUGACAAGCCUCAACAAUUCUGCGGCUCUCAUGUGCGAGACGUGCGACAAAUACCAAGUGACCUCAGUCCACUUUUUUAUUCAACAACCUUAAAGUCCUUUUUUCUUCAUAUAUAAUCAUGUCCACCCGUCUGUCCAAAACCUGUUAAUCUCUAUGGUAAUCACUGUGUACUGGAGAACCGUUUUUGCUGAAAGUUUUGAAAGUUAUUUUCAAAAUAAAGCAGUCAUCUCUCUCUCUCUCAAAAAAACCAAACACUGUAGGUCUUAACGCCACCCCGCCUUGACGGACUGUGUCGAGUCAGGUUUCACCCCUUCAAUUCGAGGUAAGCGGCAUCGCGGGAUCUAGGGUAGCAGUAUUAAACACGUACAGAGAUCAACGAAGACUUUGCCCAGCCAUUCCCAGUUGAUGUGUCAAGAAAUAGACUUGCUGUCGCAGCGACUACUUAAUGUCCACUUCUGGACGUCAUCGACAUUAACAAACUUAUUGUUCUCAGGCAUCGUUGCUAUAAAACAUGAAAUUUUCUAUCAUUUCCCACGCACACGACUUAGUAUUCACUGCUUUGAUGGUGAACUGGGCAGGCGUAUGUCUGAUACAGGCGUCGCCUGGUAACUGAGCUAUCGCGGUGGGUCUAUAAACGUUUUCAAGGAUGGAAAGAAUUUUCGAGUUAUGCUGAUUCAGAAGACAACGCCCUUAGCAUAAGCAUUUCCAAUAGAUGUCUUGAACAGUCCAUUGCUUUGAGGGCUAUCUUCUGGCCAGAGAUGUUGUUCGAACGUACUUUGUUUUCAGCAACGUUGCCAGAUAAACCGAUGGACGCAGCUACUUCGUUUUCUGCAUUCUGUAGUUCAAGACAACCGCUCCAUAAAUGCCGCCAUUAACGUGGUCAGCAGUCGUCUGUGGCUAUUAUAGAAGCACCUGUUGGUAGUAAACCGAUUUUAUCCAGGGAAAAUUGACAGCCACUCACCAUUGUCGUAUCUAGGACCAGGCGUAUAUCUGUCAAUUAUUUUGUCGUUUGAAGGGCCAACUGACUUGUUCCGGCCGUUGCAGUUACCAAAACGAUGUCUGGGCGCCAAAAUCUGAGUGAACUGUCUUUUAGAUCGUACGUACGUUAGCCUGUCAUUGACUGGCUUCCACGCAGACUCCUUGGUUCGCCUGCUCCGAGAGAACGGUUAUGGCAACAUAUCAGGGGACUUGCGGGAACGGGUGUCAUAUAGCAAGAAGCACGAAUUUAUUACGGAUCGUUAAUUUCCUGGGAGCUGGAAUCAAGUAUGGGGACAGACAAUGGCACCAACAUUAUAUCGAUUGCGACUACUUUUGUCGGAACCUGAGAUCAGGGGUCUGGGAACGUUCGCACGUCUUUCUUCAUAAAACUAGUCCUCCUGAUUAACCACUCUAGCUUGCGCACCACUUAAGCGGAUGUGGAGCUCGCGCCCGUCUCCGUGGGUUCCGCAGGUGUCGUAGGAAUUUUCUGUUCUGGCGAUUCCCCAACGGGUUGUGUUCUAUACUGCUUUCCACGGCGCUUAAUUAGUUUAGAUCGAGCUGCAAGACGGCUGUGACACGAAACCCUUGUCAGUGAUGGUUUACGGUUGCCAUCGGGCUUUGUCAUAUUUUGUGGAGAAAUUGGCUCGCCAGUGAUCGCAGCCUUGAUCGCAUUGUCGUUGGUUUACGAUUACUGAUUCAUAAAUAGGGUCUGCUUUUCUCACGGAUGGCCUUUUUGUAAGACGUUACAUUACCCACCAUGUAUGCGUGUGCUAGUUAUUCAUAAGGUGAAUAAAUCGUGACAGUACUUAUAGCUCCCUGUUUGGACCACAUCCUUAUGCAGCACAGAAAUUAGUUUUGUAGUUUUAGGACGCCCGCGGGCUAUCCAUUUACCAUCUCAAGUCUCUGAGUCGUUCUCAAUACGAAAUCACUGAACACCGUACCGAUUAUAUGAUCGGUAUGCACUGGUUAGGCAUUUAUGAAGCAAACCUGCCUUGUUUGAGACUUAUCUCGCCAUCUGACUAUAGAUGGAAAUGCAAGUCGCGUUCCCAGCCUACGACUUAAAUAGGAUGAUAAAUACUUCCUUACUGCCGAACAGGGUUAAGAGAGGUGUUAUACUUAAACGUUCUGGAUAAUAAUCUAGUCUUUGCCACGAGCUAAGCUCACUGGUUGUCCUGCCUAACUUCUUUUCACAGCCAAUAUGAGUCCUUAGUAUCUUCUUGCUAUAAAGCUUAACAAUCGUCAGAGAGGGCUGCAAGAAACUCAUUCCUGACAGCAAGUUUUAAUCGGCAUUUUCAGUGGUCUCGGAAAUAUUAAACUUCGCGAGUGGGUAGCGCCCUCCAAGCUAUCCUUUUCGCGCCAUGAAAUUAAGGUUUUCCAUUCUACCUUAUUCCUGGUUGUCCCUCGCCAUGACACCGCCUUUGACCAAGUGUAGAUAGGACUCCCAAGGUAAACCAGAGCGCACAUGCUCUUUUCCUCAACCAGGUCUAGUUGGUUAAAGUAACUUCAGUAACAGGAAGCGUUCGGACUGACAAGACUUUUGAGAUGCAUAAAAAGUUGUUUUCAUUGAAAUAAGUCUUCGCCAAGCUUUCAGAACAUUUUCGGUCUACCGUGCAGCUUAUUUCCAUUUUUCAAAGCCUAGGUCUCUGCUCUCAUUUCAUGGCAUCCUUAUGUAGCACUAUUCGUUGCUGAGCUUUGGCAUGUCCCGUCACCACGCUUAUUUUUUUGCUUAGGCGUUUCGUAACACAGCUUUUAGGAGCUUAUGUUUAAUUCGGACAUUCGGCAGCUUGCAUUCGAGAGCUUCAUUAAUGCAAGCCUAGCCCACGUGCACGCGUAUUUGAACACAACGUGACGCUGAACGAGUAUCGGAUUUUUUGAAUCGCGUAGCUUACUCGAAACGUCUAGUCAUUUUGGUGACCUUACCUCGUGAGUCCUUUUACCCGUUCAGUAUGCGCCGAGAACCUUGAACCAUUGGCUUCCUUUUAAAGUACUUUAUUUGUAUUAGUCCCAAAAAAUCCAUGCUGCCUGAGGGGUAUCUUUCAUGCUGAUUUGAUUCGCGAAGUGAACAGAAAGAUGCAUAAUUAAAAUUAAGCAUGCUGCUGUGCGUUGGUUGGCUUAUGACUAUGUCAUGCCACGCCAAUCAGUAUUGUAAGUGCCCUUUGGUUAUAUCGCCUGUUAGAUCAUAUUUACAGAUUUUAGUCAUUGUUUAAUGAAUUUUGCCGCAUAGUGUGUACGAGGAAGUGAUACUUUGCUUCAUUUGAAGACUUCUGAACUGCCUUAGGCCUCAUUGUCAGCCAAGUUCUGUUGUGCUUUGGGAAGGGCAGUUUGAAAGUGGUAACUCACAGGUUUGCGUAAUUCCUCUGUGCAAGUCCCGCGGUAAUUUGGAGUUCGAAUGUCAACCGCUCGGACGUAAAUCUGCAAGAUUUCGGCCUUUGGCAGUUGAGAUUUGUUUAAAUGUGAGUUUCCUUCGUGAUAGCUGGCGUGGCCGAGGGUGUAGACUUUUACCAAGUAAAAAUCAUGAACUCCUCCCAAGCGUUCUCAGUUUGAUGUUCAAAUGUUGCUUGUUAAACGAAUGUUUUGCUAAACCAAAAGCAGUUGGACGCACAAGACCGUUCAUUGUCUCCUAGGACUGUAUAACCGGUCACCACGUCCUCUUGCAUGACAAGUACUGGUAGUUCACGUUUUACACUCAUACCUUCGUCCUUCAACCAGAGUUUCCAGAACGGAAGCAACUAAAACUUCUUCAAAAAUAAGCCUUUUCUGGCACUGGUAUUUGCGCGACGGCCCUGACAUCCGCACUAUUAAUCCCGCACUUCUAAUACCUGCCUUUCGCCCUACCCACAAGAACCACGCCCAGCUAUUCUCUGCGAACAAAUUUACAAUAUUAGAAUCCUUUGUAAGACGCCUUUGACACUGGUGCCUAAAUUUAGUACAGCGUUCUUAGAAAACCACAGAUCUAACUGAAAUAUUGGAAAUAUGACGGUUGAAAUUGACAGUUUUUCCCAUUCCCUUGAUCGUUGCGUAGGGGCCUGCUCUUCGUUACUUAUCAUUUCGUCUAUUUUUCAUACAAUAGCGUGACUUCUUCCUCCCUUCAUUCCGAAGGGACGUCAACCUUGAUAUUGAUCAGCCGCUGGGUCUAUCCACGAUGGAAUCGCAUACAAUCACAAGGACUUUUAAGUCUUCAACGACCGGCAAUGACAACGUACGUUCUUUCGCACUUUACUGCUUCAUAUUUAAGGGACUUUGGUCGUUUAUCUCGUCAGGCAUAGCUGAUUGCUGGCAGCAGCCAACCGGCCUUAAACAUUUUUACAGCAAAACCACAAAAAUCACUUUUGUAGGUUAUCCAAACUUCACUUACUUUUUAUGGAUUUCGUAGGGAGGCCUCGUGCAGAAGACUCACUAGUGUGCAUUGUCCAGCCAUUCCUCAACACAUACAGUCGUUUUAGUGGAGUAUUAGUUAUUAUCUUCUUGCUCGAAAACAUUCCGCAUUAAAAGGUUUGCCCGCUGGUUUAUUUUUUGGCGAUUCAAGCGAUAAGUAGAUGCGUCAAUGGGUCUGCGUCUACUUGAAUGGGUGCCUUCGCUGUUAUUGCCAGUUGUAUCUAGUUGUACUUGAUCGUUGUGCCGUCUGGAUUUGGCCAAUGUUCUUGGCAUUUCGAGUAUAUACAUCCAGAAUGAAAAUGAAUUUUUAUGAAACAAAAUAUGUAUUUGCCAGUAGACCUCUCCAGGAACGUGUUUAAAGUGGGAAACUGUCGACAAACCGAGCACCGCACAAUUCGGUCAAGUAAUUAGACAUAAUGAGUGACCUGGAUUACAUAAGCUGAAGGGCCAUCACUCACUGAAGGGGCCAGGAUUUUGAACAUUCCCAGUUUACUGUAUCGUUGAUCAAAUUUUCCAAAACUGUCCAGGAUUGAGGUAUUUCUGUUAACGUCUACCUUUUUCAAUAUCCGCGACCUUCGAAAACCGGCGUUUGCGUUUUGUAUUUCAUACUGAAGUUCAUGGAACAUCGCCUGAACUCUUCCCAUGCUCUAAAGCAGCAUUAUUUAAGUUGGGUUCCAACACGUCUAAGCCUGGAACAUAAUCUCUUGCUGGUUCAUGCGUGGUAGCAUCUUGGUUUCUCCUGUGUAUCGCUCUGAUGAUUGAUUAAUUGAUGCGCAUAUUUUCGAUUGAUUUUGUGAUACCUUGAAUUGACUAGUCUGGUAAGUAUUGUUGACAAAACGUUAAUCGCAUUGAAUUUGGUAGAAGUUUACAUCUUCGACCUUCAAAUUUUGACUUGGGAAAGUGUAUUAACCGGAUUUUUUUUAAAACACCUGUUUUGGUCGUUCUGAUGGUGUCCAACAGGGGCUUGGCACGCAUAUUGUCUGGAAACGAUUUCUGCUUCCUCAUGUUACCGUGACUCGACCUAGAUACCUACAGGGCAUGCUUCGUAAGUCAGCUUACGGAGCGCAAGUAUAUUGACUCGCCUGUUUCGGUACAGUCCUCUGAAGCGCCUGAACACUUUGAGCGGGAAUUUUUUCCACAAACGAUACGUAAAUAUGAAACUAUGUAACCGUCUUCGAACUACCAUGAGAGGUAAAUUUUUUUUCAAAAUAACUGACUCGGCGUAAGCAGUUGUAAUAGACGGCGUAAUACCUACCGCUUAGGUAGCGAAUUCCUUCGCCAGUGACUACCACGAGUCGACAUACUCUGGUGUGCGGUUUAGCACGCCGCUCUGCUGAAGCCGAUAGUACUUAACUACUGUCGGCAUGGAGAUUUGAGUGAAUGUAAAACUUUUCGUCUGGAAAAACGUACUCCAAGCUCGUUCAAUAAUAUCUGAUCGACCAAUACAGUUUCGCAAUCGAAAGAAGGGGAGACGUUCGUCGGGAGAGGUUUAUUGGAAGUCUGACGCUUCGAGUAGUAACUUCGUCUACCUGUCUUCAGAAGCUAGGAAACCAUCCUCUUCUUUUGAUAUGCCACCUUGGAAUCGCAUUUUCACUACUGCAGUUGUGGUAUAUUUAAACGGAUGUUUAAGAACUUAAACCGGCGUUCUCCGGGAUUCGGCGCAUACAAUCUCACCAAUUAUCUUUUGAGUCAUUUGAGAAAGUUGCCUUGUACAUGGUUUCCUAAAGGUUUUCGUCGUACUUAUGUUAGCUUUCACGACUUUCCUUACUUCUUUAGUAUGUGGAAGAAAUUCAUAUGACCUCGGAUGCCGAUGGAGCAGUUACUAAAACAGUAAUCACCACGCAAAAUAACGAAGAAAAGAAGGUUGUCAUCCGCCGACUCCCAACCGGUGAAGAGGAAGUCAUUGAGAACACUUCUAGGCGUGAGUUGUUUUCAUGCGAUGGAAAUGCCCACCUGCAAAAGGGCGCGCGUACACUUUUAUGCCUUAUGGAUUACCACUCGGGUGCAUGUUACCGUCUUUUGCAAUUAACUGCUAACCAAACUGACUCUGCCUCUUAUAUAUUUAAGAACUCGUGCUUCGAAGCAGCGCCUGGAAAAAGCCGCCGAGAAAGCGACCCUUACUUAUCAGGUUAUAUGUGGGCUUCUCAGUUCGUUCACAAGUGAUUGACAGGGAAUCGGCGAAUACUGGAACGUUUGCAGGCUUCUAGGUCUGACGAAUCAGCAAUAUUGGGUUUUAAGAGAGAGAGAGGGGGGGGGGCGUCUGUCGACCGAUCUGCCAAAAGACCACGUAGUAAAACGGCGUUGUCACAUAGAGACCGUUUUGUGCUGUGCAGGAAGGCGUUUUCCACUGUCGUGGUCCUAAGGAUUACGGUUGUACCCAAUAGUUGGGCGCGGCGACGAACCUUAUCUGCACCAUAUGCUGACGACCUGCAGAGCCCACCGAAUUCAAUGGUAUUUGUAACAAUCGAGGUGUCCUUACCUUCAGCAGUUGACUUCAUAUGCCUUAAAGUGAGACCACUCAUAUACCGACAGUUCGAUCAUCGACUCCGUCGAUGUCCAUCGUGUGCUACACAGCAAGGUGCAGCAGGCACGAUGACUUGCGCACGAAUUAGUUCAUAGUGGUGGUAGACUUUCGCGGCAUCGCACUCUCUCUUCUCCACCUUCCACCUGGACUCGGUGUCAAGACAGAGUCAAGAAGAUCAGAGGCAGGGGAAGGCGCAGGUGGCUGGCGCGGCCGGAUCCGCACCCAGGCGUGACACCACUUAUCUAGAGGUUUAGACGCAUAGCCUCUUAGGCAAAGCCCUUUCUGUGCUUCCAAUCUAUAACACGGAGGGAAAGUUGCGGGUGAUCCGCCUCGCUCUCCCGGUCGCCACCAAUCGAGCUGAUGGAGCCGACUGUAGAUGAGAUGAUAUGCGCUGACUGGCGUUGCAUGAGGCUCUCGUCUCUCGUGUGCCACAAACGUGCUGUUCGUCCCAUUAGCGUAAACCAACUCUCAUUAACUCGAACCCCACGUUUCCCAAUCAGCAGUCAUAGUUUCAGUCCGGUCUUCGUUCCUGUCCAGGAACCAAUUUUUCCCACCAUUUGGCAGUUUUCCUUGCCAUGACGUUUAGUGCGCCGCUGCGCCUCCGGUGUUCAGCUAUUCAUAUACUUUCAUAUCGCUUUUCGCCUUUUGACUAGAAAUGCCUUUAUAACUGUGUAUUGACAUUUGAUACGUUCAAAUUAAGGGUAUACCUAGCCAAGGCUGAUUUCAGCCUUUAUUAUUUGUCGUUUUCGAGUUCUAUUAGCUCUAAGUCUUUAUUUUGCCCUGAUUUACUCCUCUUUCACCCUUUCCUAGCAAACAACAUGUCCAAUAGUCUCGCUGCUCCACCGUCUCAAGGCGUCUUUUCAUUCAUAUCCCGUUGGUUUGGUCGCUGA